AAAAGAGGCGGGUUCUUUUGUCAGCGGCGCUUCCGCCUCCUUUCUUUCCCUGCUUCCUCCCUCCGCAAAGAGCGCCGCUUUUCAUGGAAUCAGUCACGUAAGACAAAGGGGAGAUAGUGCGUUAGUAUCACUCGAAACGGGCCGUCUCUCGUGACGUCGUAUGUGUUAGGGAAGGCGGAACGUGUUUGCGCCGGAACCACUGGGCACCUGGAGGAAACUACCGGCCGGCUACUGUUGUGAUGAAGCGAAAAAGUAACGCUCUUAGGCCUUGACCUCGACCGGAAGGCAAAGCAGGGAUGGUCAGAGGUCAGGCCGCAGCCGUCGUGGUGGCAGAGAGUGGGAGGAAGUUUUUUUUCAUUCAGCGGGAGCCGGACGCCGCCGCCCUGCUCAAGGAUGCCUCACGUUAUGGCGUCCUGUGCUCCCCAGUCUCCCGCCGUUGCCUAGGAGACUGGAAGCGAACCGGCUUCUUCGCACAGGGAGUUGGCGGCGCGUGCGGAUGUAGCAGCUCGAGGCCAACGGCUCGCGGCUCCUUCUCAUGCAGCGAGAGCGCCUGUUCGGUUGGGACGGGGACCCGUUUCCUCAGUCUGAAUGUGGGUCGUUGCCUGGCCUCUGGAGCGCGAGAUGUGACUUUUAAUGCAUCACAUCCACAACUCGAAAACAGCAAGGGUAGUUUUUCCCCAUCAGGAAGCAGAAAGCUUUAUUUUGAUACCCAUGCAUUUGUGUGCCUUCUGGAGAAUAAUGGAUUUACUACUCAGCAAUCUGAGAUCAUUGUGUCUGCCUUAAUGAACAUCAUAAGUAGUAACAUGAAUGUGAUGUACAAGGACAUGGUCACAAAAGUACAACAGGAGAUUGUUCUUCAGCAGAUUAUGUCUCAUAUUGGUGUUGUGAAAAAAGACAUGAUUAUUUUGGAAAAGAGUGAAUUUUCAGCACUUCGAGCAGAAAAUGAGAAAAUAAAACUUGAACUUCAUCAGCUGAGAAAGCAAGUAAUGGAUGAAGUUUCCAAAGUUCGUACAGACAGCAAACUAGAUUUCAACCUAGAAAAGAGCAGAACAAAAGAAUUGUAUUCGCUUAAUGAGAGAAAGCUGUUAAAAAUGAGGACAGAAAUAGUGGAAUUGCAUGCACAACAAGAUCGAGCUUUAACACAGACAGACAGGAAAAUAGACACCGAAGUUGCAGGUCUUAAAACAAUGCUUGAAUCGCACAAACUUGACAACAUUAAAUAUUUAGCAGGUUCAGUAUUUACAUGCCUUACAGUAGCACUGGGAUUUUACCGUUUAUGGAUAUAACAAAGCAUCUGUUUUAAAAGGACUUGUACUGUCUUGCCUUACCCCAAAAAAAGAUGCAUUGUCACCUAGCUGAAAUAAUGUAGUCUUUACUUCAGAGUCACUACCUUUUUAUUUAUUUGUUAAGACUAAAGAAUGUGCCUGAAAAGUAAUGCAAGUAUUGAAAUAUUGAUAGAAAUUUAGCCUAGAUCACAGGCAACCAUAUUUUGCACAUCACUGCCCACCCAUUUAAAUUUUUGUCUGUGUCUGGGCUAUUGGAAUACUAAAAUGUCAGGUUAUAAACAUAACAAGCAUGAAAAGUUAUAGAAGAAUGCACUAGUAUUUUAUAUGUCAAGUACUAAGUAAGAAGGGAGGAAAAAGAAAUAAGCACCCUUUUUGACCCCAUUCCUUCAGAGCUGAAAAAUUGAGUUAAAUUGCAGCUUAUAUUUCCUCUAUGUUGAUAAAACACACUGCAAAUAUUUGUUGUUACUGUACUGUAACAGAUUGGUUCAUUGUGGUCUGCUGUUGUAAAAUUCUAUCCAAAUAAUAAUGUUUUAUGAGCAGAUGUAGACAUUUCAUGUUUAUAAACAAAUGCCAAAUGAACAAUCAACUAGGAAUUAUAUGCUUGCUGUUACCUUGAUUUACAAUUGAAGAAAACAAAGCUCAGUGAGAUGUAUUAGGUUUUUCUAUAGAAAUUGAAAAUGUCUUGGUUGAUAGAGAGUGGCCUCUGUUAAAGAACUGAGGAAAAAUAAGGUAGAGUUCUUGGACAGAGAAUAAAAGGCUGACAGGGCACUUCUAUACAUACUUAACCAAAACUGUUUAGAAGCCAUUUUGGUAAGUAGGUGGUAUAUAAAUUAAUAAAUAAAAGUAAGUUCUGUUGAGAUCAAUGGUGUGCACUCCCAGCAAAGGGUAUAGGUUUGCAACCAAAGCUAGGUGUUUUUCACUCGCCUUCAUGCUAUAAACAAAGUUAAAACGGAAUGCAAGCUCAAAUGUGACUCAGUAGUAGGAAAAUUCACUAGAAUGUCAGUCUUGUUUUAUGGGGUGUGUUGAACUGUUUGGAAAUAUUAAUAAUGAGUACUUUCUAAUACUGCUGAUUAUUGAGGAAUAUCAUUAUGUAGACUUAUUGCUGAUGAAUUUCACUUUUUUUAGAUCAAGCCAUCCUAAAUAAAAAAAAUUGACAGUAGGAUUGGAAAUUGCAACUAGAACAUACUACUUUUUAGGACACAGUCUCCAAAUACCUACUGUACCUGCAAAUAAGUUCUAUUGUGAUUGGGAGGACUAACUUGCAUAUAAUUCCUCUGUCCCAGAGAGCCUUGUGUACGGACUGUCUACUCAUUUAAAUGUAUAGUAUAGAUAGAUCCUGUGCAGAAAGAAGUGCACACACAUUUGCUGCUUCCAUUACAAUGGGCCCAUAAGGAGUUGAUUCCUGCGGAAAGUGCUUAGUAUACUACUUCAGCCAUUCUGCUGUUGUGCUUCCCAAUACUUAUCAGUCAUUCCCCAUGCUUGACUUAACAUUUUCUCCUUUUUGCAUUUUGAGUAUCAAGGAUUACCAAGACAAUUACUAACAUCCCUGUUUCAAGGACUGAAAUUUUAGCACAGUCUUCAGAAAGAUUUCAAGUGACAUACUUGGUUUACUUUACUACAUGCCCCCUCUUUAGCUAUUCUGCACUGACUUCCUUGGUUGCUAUUACUAGUACUGUUUUAAUUAACAUUUACAGAGCAGUGAGAAGUAAAGUAGAUGAGCCGAAUUUGCUGAAUAAUAUGAGUGAAUGUUCAACAUGCCAAAAAAGCAAGCACUGAAGAUCUUUACUUUUUUGUUGUUCCCAAUAUGCUGCGUGCACAACUGAUUUUUGAAGAAUUAUGUAACUGCAGCUUAAUCCAAAGCCUCUAUAUGUAAGGUGUCAGAAUUUAUUUGAAGUGCUUGUAUAAUACAUUUGUCUAUCUAAACCAGUGACAAAUAAUAUUUUGGACCAAGAUACUUAAAAGCUGAAGCGGGUGUAGUUUAGUUCUAGUUAAUAUAAAUCCUACAUAUUUAACUUUAGAUUGCCAUUUUAAAUGUACUGCAGUAACUAUGAUCCUAUAUAAGGCCAUUUAGAAUUAUGGCCCAUUGAUUUCAGUAGAAUGCACUUUUGAGAAAGGUGCUCAGGAUCACACCCUGAUGUCCAGGAUCACACCCUGAUGUCCCAUUGAUGUUUGGGAGUUCAGUGGGACUUGGUUCCCAGUAAAGUGCUUAAUGCUGGGCUCUACAUUAUUACCACUGGGUUUUUUCACCCCUAGGAUUUAAAUUUGAAAAAGUGUGUUCAGGAUUGAGAUCAUAUACAGAAUUAGAUCUGAAAUAAUCUGUAUAGUAUCUUUUUGGAAAUGAAUGCAGCUAGGAACUUUUGCAGUGGAUUUAUCUCUGAAGUUACCCACUUGAAUAUAGUGUACUUCCCUGUUUAUUAGUAGCGCUGCAACUAUUUCUGUGGUCUCAAAGCAUUGCAGACCACUUUUCCAUCCCCCUUAUACUGAUAUAUGUUGUAAUAUCUAUACUUGCAUAGGGUAUCUCCACAAUCCCCCAAAUUUGUCUGGCUUUUAAAACAGCAGGUGCAUUUGUUUUCAUUUUAUUUUUAUAUUAAUGAGUUCAGAUUCCUAGUUAGAGAUGAGACAAUAUUGGCACCCUUAAAUACUUCUGAAAAGAAAGAUUUUCAGCAGUUUGAAUUACAGUAGAAACUCUAGUAGAGGGGUGGGGGAGGAUAAUGUUUUAUCUAUGGACUGUCAUGUACGUGUGUGUACACUAGAUUACUACAUCAGGUUUAUUUUCUUGGAAACGUAAGUUGUGAUCUUAAGUAAGUCUUACGGUUCUGAGACAUAAAUGGUAGAUGAAGGAUCACACCUUAAUUGCUUCAGUGGCAUUUUUAAUGAGAUCCUCUGUGCGUCUCCUCCCGUUUUUUUAUAUACUUGGCCUUCUAUGCUGAUGCUAAAGCACUAUCAUCCCUCACUUCCCAAAGUCUAUCCUGUAUUCUCUGUAUUCUAAUCAACAGUGGCUGUAUUCUCAGUUUCAAGUUUGGGCAACAGAUUUUUAAUGGUUAAACCAAAGUGUUUUGAGGAUUAUACUACAUAUGUAGGUUGGAGACUUUGAUCCACUUAAUACCAGAAUAUUUCUAUUUGAAUUAAAUUCUUACUCAUGAAUAAAGUA
This is a messenger RNA of Rhineura floridana, 4437 nucleotides long. RefSeq names its product mitochondrial calcium uniporter regulator 1 (gene MCUR1). The record is from RefSeq and is a predicted model, not a curated record. Bases 297 to 1286 code for a protein of 329 amino acids. NCBI's taxonomy places the organism in Eukaryota, Metazoa, Chordata, Lepidosauria, Squamata, Rhineuridae. The transcript has 9 exons. Gene Ontology annotation, cellular component: mitochondrion; mitochondrial inner membrane. Gene Ontology annotation, biological process: calcium import into the mitochondrion; positive regulation of mitochondrial calcium ion concentration.